AUGGGUCCUGUAAUACAUACCGUACGGUCAGCACCGCUGCCGGGCUCUUCCAACGGAGAUGGAGGAAUCGAAGACGACAUCCAGAUACAAGCGGAGCAAAUACGGCGAGAAAGGAAGCGCAAGGCAGAAGCCGAGGCGUUAACACGCGCAGUCUCGACGCAGCGGGGUCCUCCGAGCACGAAGGAAGAUGACAACCGCCCACUGGUUGGCAACUUGAUCGGGGAAGACCACGUCAAUUAUGUACUCAUGUACAAUAUGCUGACAGGAAUUCGCAUCGCCGUAUCGCGGUGUCAGGCAAAGAUGAGACGACCAGUUACUGAUGAUGAUUUCAUCGCACGACAUAAAUACUCUUUCGAUAUAGUCGGCAACGAAUUAACACCUUCCGCCAAGUAUGAUUUCAAGUUCAAGGAUUAUGCACCAUGGGUUUUCCGCGACCUUCGCGAAGACUGCUUUCAGCUUGAUCCUGCCGACUAUCUACUCUCUUUGACAGCCAAGUACAUCCUCUCGGAGUUAGGCUCACCGGGAAAGUCUGGCUCGUUUUUCUACUUCUCCCGAGACUAUCGCUUUAUAAUCAAGACAAUCCGCCAUUCGGAGCAUAAAUUCCUUCUUUCAGUGCUGAAGCAGUAUUAUGCGCACGUGAAGAGCAACCCACAUACGUUACUCUCCCGCUUUUAUGGCCUCCAUCGCGUGAAGUUGCCCCGAGGUCGUAAAAUCCAUUUCGUAAUCAUGAAUAAUCUCUUUCCUCCACACAAAGACAUACACGAGACGUAUGACCUCAAGGGCAGCACCGUCGGACGAAUUUAUCCGGAAGAAAAGGCGAUGAAGAACCCCCGUGCAGUGUUGAAGGACCUCAACUGGAUUAACCGCGGAAAGACGCUGGAGUUCGGGCCAGAGAAGCGUGCCCUAUUCACUGAGCAACUCCGCAGGGAUUCAGAAUUGUUGAAGAGUAUCAACGUCAUGGAUUACAGUCUCUUAGUAGGCAUCCACCACAUGCGGCGAGGGAAUAGGGAGAACGUGCGAAGUAACACGCUGAAAGUGUUUUCACCGUCUGUUCCCUCAAUUCGUCGAAAGAGUACGGUGAAAGGCGGGCGAUCUCCUGAGGCUAUAGCCAUUCGUCGCGCUAUGCGUGAAUCUGACCCAAGACGAUUGGGGUCAGAGGCACUUCAAUUGCCUGAAGAAGAUACCGGGGAUCGACAGCAAUUUAUAUUCUAUCAGGACGAAGGUGGGUUGCAAGCGACAGACGAGGUCAAUCAACCCAUGGACACGCUGUACUACCUGGGGAUCAUUGACAUCUUAACUCCGUAUAAGUCAUUGAAGAAAGUGGAGCACUUUUGGAAGGGUCUUUCGGCUGAUCGACAUAAGAUCAGUCCUGUCCCACCUGCCGAGUACGCCGAUCGCUUCUUCAGUUUCAUGAAGGUCAUUAUACGCGGUGGAGGGGACCCGACGCGGUUCAAAGCUGAGUGA
Messenger RNA from Pisolithus orientalis, 1464 nucleotides. RefSeq lists its product as uncharacterized. Bases 1 to 1464 code for a protein of 487 amino acids. The record is from RefSeq and is a predicted model, not a curated record. Gene Ontology annotation, molecular function: phosphatidylinositol kinase activity. The transcript has 5 exons. Gene Ontology annotation, biological process: phosphatidylinositol metabolic process. Lineage: Eukaryota; Fungi; Basidiomycota; Agaricomycetes; Boletales; Pisolithaceae.